Molecule: messenger RNA, 2482 nt
Organism: Eriocheir sinensis (Chinese mitten crab)
Lineage: Eukaryota; Metazoa; Arthropoda; Malacostraca; Decapoda; Varunidae
Product: serine/threonine-protein kinase Nek4-like
Exons: 10
Coding region: 55-1389 (444 amino acids)
Biological process (GO): protein phosphorylation
Molecular function (GO): protein kinase activity; ATP binding
Source: RefSeq, a predicted model, not a curated record
UGUGUGUGUCGGGGCAAUGUGGAGCAGAAACGGAGAAGGCGAAGGACAGGCAACAUGGAGGUCAACAUGAACGGACGCUUCAAGAAGCUGACGAGCAUCGGGCGGGGCACCUUCGGCGAGGCCUGGCUAGUGGUCAGCACGUGCUCCGGCCGCAGGUACGUGAUGAAGGAGGUGCGGAUGGACGACUUGAGCGAGGAGGAGGUGGAGAAGACGAGGCUGGAGGCUGAGGUGCUCGCCCGCUGCCGCCACGCCAGCAUCGUCCGCUACAAGGAGUGCUUCAUGAGGCCCUCCCCGGCGACCAUGUGCCUCGUCAUGGAGUACGCCGACGGAGGUGAUCUGUCCCAGCGAGUGUCGGAGGCGCGGCGUCAUGGCGUGCGGCUGGACGAGAGCGUGGUGCUGGACUGGUUCGUGCAGAUAGUGUUGGCGGUGCAGUACCUCCACGCUAACAACAUCCUGCACAGAGACCUGAAGACCCAGAACAUCUUCCUGACGCAGAGCAACUUGGUGAAGGUCGGGGACUUCGGCAUCGCGCGGCUGCUGCAGGACAGACAGGACCUGGCCACCACCACCAUCGGCACGCCCUUCUACCUGUCCCCGGAGAUAUGUAAAAGACGCCCGUACAACCACAAGUCUGACAUGUGGGCGUUGGGGUGCGUCCUGUACGAGCUGUGUGCCCUGCGUCAGCCCUUCCACGCCCUCACCUUCGAUCGGUUGGUCAACAAGAUCCUGCAGGGAGCGUACGAACCCAUGCCAGAGUCCUACUCCUCGCUGGUGCAGGAUCUUACAAGGAUACUCCUGCGAACGGUCCCUGAGAGGCGUCCUUCCGCGGGUGCCCUUCUGACCCUGCCCGGCCUGACCCCCUACGUGCAGGGAUACCUCGAGAGGUACGAGGAGUCCCUAGGGAAGCGGGAACACGAGGACAAGGACUCCCCCGCCCUCCCCCUCGCCGCCCCCCCGCCCCCCGUGGCCGCCGCCCCCCUCAGGAAGGACCCCCUGGAGGACCCCCCACACCUGGCCAGGCUGAAGGACAGGUCGAGGCAGAAGAGGAAGAGAGGCAGCGUCGACCUCGGCAGCCUCAACACGCGGCAGGGCGGGAAAGGUCACUGGCACAAGGAAGACACGAAAUCCAACCCACGAAAUCGUUGCUCCUCCGAUUCCUGCCUAAGACCUUCCUCCUCCCCUCCUGACUCCCCUCCCGUCCCUUCUGCCCCCCCUUCCUCCCCAUCCUCCCCUUCCCCGCCCCUCUCCCCCCACGCACGCGGCCUCCCCACGCCCCCAGCCUCCCCCACCAGCGGCAAUGACGGUGUUUUUGUGAGUCCUUUGCCGCGCCAGUCCCGAAGAAGACCCGAUACGCCCUGGCCCAGGCUGAGGAACAGGCUGUCGAGGUGAGGAAGCGGAUAAAAUAAGGAACCGUGUGAUGAAGAAACAUAUGAACGGAGACUUGUAGGGGAUGAAGAAGCGGAUAAACUAAGGAAACUUGUGGAGAGGAGGAGGAUAAGUAAAGCUAAAGCAGAGACUGUCGAAGGUGAAAAAGCGGAUAAACUAAGGAACUUGUGGCCGAGACGGAUAAACUAAUGAGGAUGAAGCUUUUAAAUUGUGGAAACUGUUGUGGCGAUGAUGAUGACACGGAUAAAUUAAGGAAGUACUGCUUGGGUAAUUACAGUAAAGGAAGAAAAUAAUAGAAAUAAAGUCGAUAAUCCAAGAAAAUGAAAAAAAAAUGAAAAGAAAAGAAAUUAAGUGAAAGUAAAUAUUGUCGAAGUGUUAGCAAUAGAGGAAAGAAACGGAAAUAUUGGAAAUAAAACUAAAAGAAAUAUUGUCAGUGAAAAUAAAUGACUGAAGAGAAAAAAAAGUGGAUACAAAAAAAGGAAAAAAAAUAAUUAUGGAGUAAAAAAAUUGGCAGACAUGAUUUUUUUUGUUUAGUUUUAUGAUUGUCUUUUAUCCUCCUCCUCCUCUUUCCUCUUCUUCCUUCUCUUUCUCUUCCUUUUAUCGUUUGUGUAAUCUUUUUUAGUUUUGUUGUAUUUUAACAUUUCUUUUUUGUUUUAUUUCUUUAUUCCCACAUUUCCUCCUCCUUUUUUCCUCUUCCCUCUCUUUCUUUUUUUUCUCCUAUUCCCUCUUCAUUUCAUAUUACUUUUCUCCUUCCACAUCUUUUCCUUUCCCUUCCCUUCCCAUCCUUUCCUUUCCUUUCCUUUCCUUUCCUUUCCUUUCCUCUCCUCUCCUCUCCUUUCCUUCCCAUAAUUCUGUUCCCAUCCUCUCCUCCUCCUCCUCCUCCUCCUUGUCCUCUGACAGUACUAAUUAUGUAUAUUUUAUUUAUUUCCCUCUUCUCUUAUUUUUUAAUUUUUUAAAGCGUCGAGCGAAAAACAAUAAAAUAAAUAACCACAAAUGUUUUAAACCGACGAGUCUCGCAAACGUUUUAAAUAUGUGUCCCAACGUUUGUGAUAAGUAUAUAUAUUUUUUUUGUCAUAAAGGCUGUUGUUGUACCUCU